AUGCCUAGCUUCGACGACUUCCACAUCUUUUGCAACCGAUAUAUUCUCCCUAUCCUAUUACACACUGUUAUCGGUCUCAACGCCAUCCAGUACUACGUUUUCCCCCAAGACUGUGCUCCAAAUGACCUGCUUCGCACCAGUAUGAACGCUUGCGUCAUACUUGCCCUAGACUGGCAUCAAAAGCGAGCCCCUGGCAAGCCCACUCCUAUCAAUGUAUGUCUGGCUAUGCUCAUGGCACUACUCCUGGCGCUAUUAUGUCUGGACACUCUGGAUGUUCUCGGCUAUUCCCCGCGACUUACAGGCGUGACCAGGGGCAUUUCGGACCAGCACAGUUGUCGACGUAUGACUGGCACCUUUGAUAGUAUCAAGUGGUCGUUCUAUGCUACUGGCCAGCACUGUAAUACGACGACGCAGGAAGCUACUGUUCAAGGUGCGAUCGCAGAGUACAUUCGGAAUGCAGCGAAUGGGACAAUCUGCGGCACCCAGUGCUUGCGUCUGGAUCAUGGCGGCACCUGGAACGGGUGGUUGAAGCUGGGCUCGGUCAGCAGUUUUAACGAGAAUGCCUACUGUGGUAUCGGCCUGCCGUUUGAUAAAUGUAUCUCUGGCGGAAACGAUGAUAUUUAA
Aspergillus udagawae is the source of this 624-nucleotide messenger RNA. RefSeq lists its product as uncharacterized. NCBI's taxonomy places the organism in Eukaryota, Fungi, Ascomycota, Eurotiomycetes, Eurotiales, Aspergillaceae. Bases 1 to 624 code for a protein of 207 amino acids. The transcript has a single exon. The record is from RefSeq and is a predicted model, not a curated record.